This is a messenger RNA of Ectocarpus sp. CCAP 1310/34, 1638 nucleotides long. The record is from the annotation of a GenBank genome assembly. NCBI's taxonomy places the organism in Eukaryota, Phaeophyceae, Ectocarpales, Ectocarpaceae.
GCGGAGACAGAGGGAGACAGGGCAGCACCACCACGCACAGCAGUAGAGUACAACAACACUUGCCGUGUUGGUCCAUGCCGAGUCUGCUCCAGAUAUAUUCAUCACUUGGCCGUCUAGUCUAACGUGUGUUCUCCACGGUCGUUGGUAUAUUGAUCGAUCCCCCAACCGGUAAAGCUACAGAAGUAGUUGUCCCGCGUUGUCGAGACGGGCGGGGGCAAUGGCGGCUUCCUCCCAACCGUCUUCGAGCCCUCCUCCCACGGCUGACAGCUUGGUGGUGAACUCGGACGAGAUGCGCAUCCUCAUGCAGCACAGAAAGGAGCUAGACGAAAGCCUUGCGCAGUUGGAGGCGCAGAUUUUUCACGACGAGGGCUCGUACAUAAAGGAAACCCCAUGCGGUAACGUCAUCCGGGGCUUCGAAAACUUUCACGACAGCAAACUCAACGCUGAGCAGCCCAAGAAGUCCCGCAUGGAAGUCAUCGAGGAGCGGAUAUUCAGCAAGUCCUCUUUCCUCUUCUGGCAACGAUCUCGGGAUCGGGCGGCGAAAGAAGAAGCGAAGAAGCACGAGCGCGAGCAGCACCACGCCAUGCUCGCCAAUCGGGGAAUGUUAAUGGGGGGCGGGAGCGGGGGUGGGGGUGGGGGUGGGGCCAACGGCGCGGCAGAGGGAGUCGGACACGUUCAGCCCUUGGGUUACGGGUCGUACGGCAUGUAUUUCUGCUCCUUCACGGUGCACUUUCGCGUCCUUGUCUUCGAUGGUUCCAUAAAGCAGAAGAAGAAGCGGAGUUCGACAGCGCUUGGAUCGGGGUCGGGCUCUUUUGCCGGUGGGGGGUCUCAGGGCGGAGGCGGCGAUGGAACCGGGGGCGGCAAUUCCGGGUCGUCGGUGGCAGCCAACCGUUACAACAACGUUUAACUCCAAUUGUCAGGGGGACUUUGCUGGAUGUAAUAUAUAUUUUUGAACAAAUAGAAGAAACACGGAAUGGAGAGACCCUUAUCUUUCCAAGCCUCGGCAAUGCUGUUGGGUUUGUGCUUGGUGCUGUUUUCUUUGGGUGUUUGGUUAUUUAAUUCGUUUUCUUAUGUAAGUGCUGGGAGUGGGUGGACGCCCGUUCUCUUGGCUGUUUUAACUUGUGGUGUGGUGGAUAGCCCAUUGGCCUCGUUCGAGCGAGACACCUCAUUAACUCUUCAAGAGAAGAUUCCUUCGAGCGUUUGUUAUCUUUCGCUCGCCACGUUUUUAAGAGCCGAUCGGCGGCGUACAACCUGCCUUGUUACAAGUGUUGUUGAGUUCCCGUGUAUAGCAGUGCUUGAUGAGCCAAUUUGAAUGUUUUGAGUCGAAGGACUAGUCUCUCUAUUCUGCAAGUCGUUCGCUCUAGUCUUUGAGCAACUGCUGUAACAACGUGUGCUGGGCGGAGCAUCAAGUUGUAGAGAUCGCCCCCGAUUUGAUGUGCUAGGUGGGUGCGGUGUGUUCACUCGAGCAGGAGGGUGCCGACAAGACUUGAAAUCGUGUUACGCUGCCGAAUGUCACACACGCUUCUUACACAGUGAUUGUUGCCAAGAGAUUAUGUGAGCUCUUUUCGGUCAUCGUAUUUGACGGCUGUUAACACUAGCUGCAGAGGAGGUAACACACGCAUCUUUCUUAGUAAUGUG